Messenger RNA from Closterium sp. Yama58-4, 711 nucleotides. The record is from the annotation of a GenBank genome assembly. Lineage: Eukaryota; Viridiplantae; Streptophyta; Zygnematophyceae; Desmidiales; Closteriaceae.
AUGGCGGCCGCACGGAGCGUAGUGGAGCAUCUCGUGUUCUUCCAGGUCAAGCCAGACACUCCCGCGGAUCGCGUCGCCACUUUCCUCACCAACCUCAACGCGCUGCGCACCCUCCCAGGCGUGCUAUACCUCUCCGCGGGACCCGCUCUCCCCGCUCUCCCCGCCGCGCCCGCCGGCGCGCCUCCUUCCGCCGCCGCGACCUCCGCCAGCCCGUGGACGCACGCGCUCUUCGGACGGUACGAGUCGCGCGACGCGCUGCAGGAAUACUCGGUGUCGCCGCAGCACGUGGCCGUGGUGACAGAGAAUGUCAAACCCAUCAUCAGCGACAUCGCAGCCGUCGAUUGGGAAACCGACGUCCCUGAUGCCUCCACCUCCGCCUCCUCCGCUCCGCCCCCACAUGUCUCCAUCCACACCGCCAUGAUUCAGUGGCAGCAGGCCGCGUCACCUGACGCCAUAGCAGCAGCAGUGGCGCAGCUCAAGGCGGUUGGUGGGGGCCUUGGUGGCGCAGCAGCAGCAGCGGGCUGUGUGUCAGUGGGGGAGAAUUUCUCGCCUGCACGCGCCAAGAGCUUCACGUGGGGCCUGGCGGUGUAUGCAGGGGAUGAGGCUGUGGGAGGGAGGUUGUGGGAGCAGGAGGCGUGCAGGGCGGUGCUGCAGCUGGCUGAGAGGAUUCACUGCGUGCACUUGACUGGCAGCUCUCCUCUCAGCAGUUGA